Messenger RNA from Eruca vesicaria subsp. sativa (arugula), 590 nucleotides. Lineage: Eukaryota; Viridiplantae; Streptophyta; Magnoliopsida; Brassicales; Brassicaceae. The record is from the annotation of a GenBank genome assembly.
ACAAGAUACGGGAAGGAUCCGGACUAAGAAACUUUCCUUCGAUUUACGUUUUUCACAUUCAGCGAACACAACGAUGGCUGCGACAUCGGAGGCGAAGACUACGGCGACAGAGCCACCGAAGAUAGUAUGGAACGAGGGGAAACACCGGUUCGAGACGGAGGAUCACGAAGCGUUCAUCGAUUACAAGAUUAGAAACAACGGAAAAGUAAUGGAUCUGGUCCACACCUACGUUCCUUCCUCAAAACGAGGGUUAGGUUUAGCUUCUCUCCUCUGCAUCGCCGCCUUCGAACACGCUUCCUCUCACUCACUCUCCAUCAUCCCUUCCUGCUCAUACGUUUCCGAUACGUUUCUUCCUAGAAACCCAACGUGGAAGCCUCUGGUUCAUUCAGAGGAUCUCAAGUCUAGCAUUUGAAAGAAGACUCGUUUUAACAUUGUUGUUAAGCUUGUGUUUCAGUGUCAGUUGCUGGUUGUUUAAUCUUCAAAACUUGUAAUCAAAAUCUGUCGGAGAUGGAAGUAUUGAAUAUGUAAUAAUGAAGUCUUUGAAUGAAUUAGUAUGACAAGAUAAUCGUUGAUUGACUGUAAUGAAGGUA